AUUAAUACCCAUGAUGUUGAGAUGAGAUGUUCGAUGAGCAGGUGUCCACAUACUUUUUGUCAUGUAGUGUAUCUUCAGAUAUCUGAGUUGAUAUGAACCGUAGUAGAGAGGAUUUUAGUGGCUGCUAGCUACCAAAUAGAUUAACUCUCACUGUUAAAUAGAUAUACAAAAAGCUUCUGUAAAUUCUAAAUAUUGCUCCUGUUGCUUUUAAGUACAUUAAAGAACGAAGUUACACAAGAGGUUGGUUGAUCUAGGGCGCGUCCCAAUUGGUGCCCUGUUCCCCACAUAGAGCACUACUUGGUCAAAAGUAGUGCACUAAAUUUGGUACGUAGCCCUACUCUGUAAAAUAUUUUAAAAUGAUAUUUCUGCGUGUGCCUCAGUACCUGCUUUGACUUGCAAGACGAUGGAAUGAAAUGGCUGAUAUAUUUCAGCAUAGAGCACAGCAUCCAAUGGACGUUUUUAGUUUUAAAUAGUAAAGGACUGUGUGAAGACUCUGCCUAUGGAGGAUCGGAUGACUUGACUGUGUGACUACAGGAUUGAUUGUGAUUCGUGGAUAAAGAAUGGUUAAUCAUUUUGGUAAUUUGUACAUAUAUUUUUUUGCAUAUGAAGCAUUUUGUUCCAUGAUCGAGGAUAUGCUUGAAUGAAAAUGUCUCUAAAUAACUAAAAGCUGAUACCAAAUAACUCACUGCUACAUUGUGUAAGAUCUUUCACUUCCCUUUUUGGUGAUUGUUUUCUUAUGUUUUUAUUAUGGAACCAUGAUGGCAGAGCUGGUACCGUGACAACAGUACAACCUGUCGACCUCAUGCUCAGCCACUAAUGAGUGUUCCGAAACUUGUAAUUGACACCCCCCCCCCCAAAUGAAGGAAGUUAAUCACAAGGCUGGUCUCAGGACGCUGCAGUCAAACAGCUGUCAACUUCAGUUCCAUUUAUUUAGUUGGUGAGUAGGAUGCAUGGGGACAGCUGCCCAGCCUCAGUGAGUAUUUGACUGAAGAUGAAGAUUAUCUUUCUCUUCCUUCUUCUAUUAGAUGACCCUGAGAUAGAAGCACAACAGGGGAUGGUGGUGAAUGGACAAGUUCUGCUGAGAUUUAUAUUUCAUCCCUUCUACAAUGGUUAUGAGAAGUUAUGUUCUAAACUACAUCCUGAGAGAUUUCCUGUUGUGAAUACCAGAGGAUAUGUCAACGACUUCUACAAGGGAAGAAUAUCGACAACAGAAUACAACGGUGGGAUGGACGUUACGAUAUGGAAUUUAAAGCCUGUGGACGCUGGUGACUACAGGUGUGUUAUUGUCAACCGUGUGCAUCAUAUCUACUCUGACUAUCGCCUCCAGAUUGAUCAUGGUCGACGUAGCGGUCUUGUACCCCCUGGACCUCGUGUCAGGUCAACCAUCAGACCCUCCAUCUCAUCAUCAUCAUCAUCCUCCUCCUCAGACGCCUCUGUUUUCUACAAGCACCACAAUGACGGCCCCAGUGUUUCCCGGAGCUUUGGUGUACCGCUGGCUGCAGGUCUCUGCGUCACUAUGGUGAUUGUAAUCUGUUCGAUCGUAGUUGCUGUGGUUCAUCGCAAAGUCGAGGCGGAGAAGAAAUGUGGAGCAACUUCCAGUGACUCAGCAGCCCACACUCUAUCAUACAUCCCUCAAGAGGAGAGCAGUAUUAUCUACAUCACGGUGGACUUCAAACCUCAUGAGAACCACACCACAGAGCUGUAUGCUAACCUACAGACACUCAGCAGCCCCAGAGGUCAUGACCCUGACCCACACAGAGAGCCUGCUGGGACUGUGGUGUACUCCACACUGGCUAGCAACCAACGCUGAACUGGAUUGUUACGUAUCUGUAUCUUUCUUAGCCCAGUGGUCCCAGAUCUGUUUGUGCUGUCUUGAUAUGCUGUCAUGACCAAUCUGUAUGUUGCUUCAAUGUGGAUACUUAAAUAGGACAAAUGUGUUUAAAGCUAGAAUCCUUAGUUGCUACAUACAUUAAAAAAAAAUAUAUAUAUAUAUAUAUACCCAUUGAUUCUU
Molecule: messenger RNA, 2011 nt
Organism: Coregonus clupeaformis (lake whitefish)
Lineage: Eukaryota; Metazoa; Chordata; Actinopteri; Salmoniformes; Salmonidae
Exons: 6
Coding region: 992-1810 (272 amino acids)
Source: RefSeq, a predicted model, not a curated record